This is a messenger RNA of Abrus precatorius (Indian licorice), 333 nucleotides long. Its product is annotated as putative lipid-transfer protein DIR1. Gene Ontology annotation, molecular function: fatty acid binding. The record is from RefSeq and is a predicted model, not a curated record. The transcript has a single exon. The coding region runs from base 1 to 333 and encodes 110 amino acids. Lineage: Eukaryota; Viridiplantae; Streptophyta; Magnoliopsida; Fabales; Fabaceae. Gene Ontology annotation, biological process: systemic acquired resistance.
AUGGAGGCAUACAAGAAAGUUAUGAUGGUUGGGAUGUUAAUGGCCAUUGUGAUGAUUGGAUCAACGCCCAUGUUGGCCAAUGGGCAGUACAGCUCAUUUUGCCAUAUGCCCAUAGAAGGGUUGAAGGCAUGCUUGCCUUGUGUGAGUGGUGACAAUCCUAUUGAUCCUCCAACUUCUGCUUGUUGUUCAGGUAUUGCUAAGGCUGAUCUUCAAUGCUUCUGUCAUUACAAGGAUUCAGGCUUGCUCUCUAUCUAUGGUGUUGAUCCCACCAAAGCCAUGGAUCUACCUGUUAAGUGCAAGAUUGUGGACUCUUUCCACUGCCAGAAACACUAG